This is a messenger RNA of Hyaloscypha bicolor E, 1146 nucleotides long. RefSeq names its product carbohydrate esterase family 15 protein. The coding region runs from base 1 to 1146 and encodes 381 amino acids. The record is from RefSeq and is a predicted model, not a curated record. NCBI's taxonomy places the organism in Eukaryota, Fungi, Ascomycota, Leotiomycetes, Helotiales, Hyaloscyphaceae. The transcript has a single exon.
AUGGAGAAGCGUCAGAGCCCGGUUUCCGCCACGGAGUUCGUUGAUGUGAGAUGUGGCCUCCCAUCAGGCUACAGUUUCACAAGCGACCCGAAGCUCCCUGAUCCUUUCACUUUCGCUAACGGCACCAAAGUGAAGAGCAAGGCAGACUGGCCCUGCCGCCGACAAGAGAUCAACGACCCCUUCCAGAAGUAUGAACUGGGAACCAAGCCGAUACCGAAGGCGGGGGCUGUGGCGGGAAGCUUUUCAGCUGGAAAACUAUCCGUCACUGUCACUGAAGGUGGGAAAUCCAUCACCUUCUCUGCAAUAAUCAAGGCGCCAACCGGCGGAACUGCUCCAUACCCAGCAAUCAUUGGUAUCGGAGGAGUCAGCAUCCCCAUCCCAGCAGGCGUCGGAAGCAUCACCUUUGGCAACGACGAGAUGGCCGCACAGCAGAACAGCGCUUCCCAUGGCAAGGGGAAAUUCUUCGACCUGUAUGGCAGCUCCAUGAACACCGGCGCCACCACCGGCUGGGCAUGGGGUGUGUCCCGCCUCAUCGACGCGUUGGAGAGCACAGCAGGCCACAAUAUCGACCCCAAGCGUCUUGGGGUCUCGGGUUGCUCGCGGAACGGAAAGGGAGCCUUCAUCGUUGGCGCCCUCGAUCAGCGCAUCGCGCUCACCAUCCCGCAAGAGUCCGGGUCUGGAAGAGCAGCAUGCUGGCGUAUCUCUGACAAUGAAAAGGCGGCCGGGAAGAACAUUCAAACCGCUGGGGAAAUUAUCAGCGAGAAUGCGUGGUUCGGAACCCCGUUCAACACCUACGCAAAGGUAACCAGCACCCUGCCCUUGGACCACCACAUGCUGACUGGUCUUGUGUAUCCCCGUGGGUUGUUUGUAAUUGAAAACGACAUUGACUGGCUUGGUCCUGUCAGCAUGACCGCUUGCCAGGAGAUUGGACAGCUAAUCUAUAGUGCAAAUGGCGCCACGGGCAACUUUGGUUUCUCGGGCCAUUCUCAUUGUGCGUUCCCGAGUUCGCAGUCUACGGAUUUGAACGCGUAUAUCACGCAUUUCUUGAUUAAUGGAGGGACAGGGGAUAUCAAGCAAGUGCAGACGAGCAGUGCGAAGGCUACACUGAGCACAUACUACUCCUGGGCUGUCCCAAGCUUGGCAUAA